GGUGGGGCCGAGCUGCGCCCCGGGACUCGCUGGGCCCCUGGCUAGGGGUAGGGGUGUUGGUGGUGGUGGUCUGAGGCCAGAAGCCGCGAUUACCAACCCACCUGUGGGCAGGAUGAAGCUGGCGCCCGGCGUCUGGGUGGUGGUGUGGCUGAGCCUGGGGGGCGGCUCGGCUCAGAGCGACCCCAGCCCCAAGGCGGAGGAGUCCUACUCGGACUGGGGCCUCCGGCACCUCCGCGGCAGCUUCGAGUCGGUCAACAGCUACUUCGAUUCCUUCCUGGAGCUGCUGGGCGGCAAGGACGGCAUCUGCCAGUACCGGUGCCGAUACGGAAAAGCACCGAUGCCCAGACCUGGCUACAAACCUCAGGAGCCCAAUGGCUGCAGCUCCUAUUUCCUGGGUCUCAAGGUUCCAGGAAGUAUGGACCUGGGCAUCCCAGCAAUGACCAAGUGCUGUAACCAGCUGGAUGUCUGCUAUGAUACGUGUGGGGCCAACAAAUACCGCUGCGAUGCAAAAUUCCGAUGGUGUCUCCACUCCAUCUGCUCUGACCUGAAGCGGAGCCUGGGCUUCGUCUCCAACGUGGAAGCAGCCUGUGAUUCUCUGGCUGACACUGUGUUCAAUACAGUAUGGACCUUGGGCUGCCGGCCCUUCAUGAACAGUCAACGGGCAGCUUGCAUUUGCGCAGAAGAGGAGAAAGAAGAGUUAUGAGGCCCAAGUGGCCUUUCCUGGUUUGAGUGAGCCACAGCUGUGGUCUGAGAGGCAGCAGCCAGGCAUAUGUGUGUCAUCCUUCCUUCCAAAAGUUUGGAUCCCACAAAGCAAGAGAAAGGAAACAGCAAAUCCUAUCCUUGGAGAGAAGUUGAGCUAAAGACAUGGAAAGAUGGAAGGCUGUUCUUCAUUUCAACACUGGACUUCCUGACCAAGACACUUUUGCCUGGCAAUCCUGUUUUCAGCUUAAAGACUAAUGACCAACAAACCCUGCAAUCCCAGGAAUGGAUUAUUAUAUUCAUAAGCAAAACUCAAGUGAGUCCAAUCAUU
Molecule: messenger RNA, 1030 nt
Organism: Perognathus longimembris pacificus (Pacific pocket mouse)
Lineage: Eukaryota; Metazoa; Chordata; Mammalia; Rodentia; Heteromyidae
Gene: Pla2g12b
Product: phospholipase A2 group XIIB
Exons: 4
Coding region: 113-703 (196 amino acids)
Biological process (GO): triglyceride homeostasis; arachidonate secretion; cholesterol homeostasis
Cellular component (GO): extracellular region
Molecular function (GO): calcium ion binding; A2-type glycerophospholipase activity
Source: RefSeq, a predicted model, not a curated record